AUGCAAGAAAAAGUAAUAUUUAACAAUAAAGAAGUACGAACAGCCACUUUACUUGCAGUUGAGCAAGAAGAUGAUGAAAUAACUUUUAUUCUUCAAGAUUAUGUUAGAAGAAAAUCCAAUCGAAAUACGUCUGAAAGACUUCAAACAAUAAUUGAUGAAAGAUCCACUAUUGAUGAAGUAUCUGAUAAUCCCAAGAAAUUCAAAGAAACUAUAAUGAUACUAAUUUUAGAAUAGAGACUAGUAGUCAGAUAGAGAAAAAUGAAAUUGAAAAAGACUGAGAAAUUAUAGAUAUAAACCUCUAAAAUGUAAAAAUCUGAAUAGAGUUAUUACUAAAGGUUAGCCACCCAAGUGAAGGUAUUUGAGUAGUGUGAAAAAGAAACAGGAUGCUUAAGAAAAGCCCAAAACUAGAGGCUCUUAUAAGUAUUGUGUUUGCAAUAAAAUAGGACAUAAUGCC
Molecule: messenger RNA, 454 nt
Organism: Rhizophagus irregularis DAOM 181602=DAOM 197198
Lineage: Eukaryota; Fungi; Glomeromycota; Glomeromycetes; Glomerales; Glomeraceae
Source: RefSeq, a predicted model, not a curated record